Messenger RNA from Solanum tuberosum (potato), 819 nucleotides. RefSeq names its product two-component response regulator ORR30-like. The coding region runs from base 1 to 819 and encodes 272 amino acids. Lineage: Eukaryota; Viridiplantae; Streptophyta; Magnoliopsida; Solanales; Solanaceae. The record is from RefSeq and is a predicted model, not a curated record. Gene Ontology annotation, molecular function: transcription cis-regulatory region binding; DNA-binding transcription factor activity. Gene Ontology annotation, biological process: positive regulation of DNA-templated transcription. The transcript has 3 exons. Gene Ontology annotation, cellular component: nucleus.
AUGUCUCCAGAGGUGACGAUCGAAAUGAUAAAAGAUGCACCAACACAAGGGAUAUGCUUCAUUUUUAAGAAGUCGCUCAUUUCAUCAUUGAAACUCAAGGAUGUAUGGAAGCAUGUGAAGUGGCACAAUAAAAAGGCAAAUGAGAAAUCACAACACUACAACGCUAAUCAAGUUUAUGUAAUGGACAACACAUCUUGUCCUACGAAAAUGCAAGACAGAAAGGGAAAAAGCAUAGCGAAUUGCUCUAAGACUUAUCAAGAUCAAGAGGUUGGGCCUUUAAUAGAAAAAGAUGAGGCAAAAAGGUCUAAGAGAUUCAGAAGUACUAAUGAGGAGGCACAAGUUAAAUAUAGUGGUCCUUCAGAAAAAGAGGAGGAUCAUUCUUUGCUUUCGAAAAUAAGUACAGAAAGACCAGAAAAGAAAAGACGAAACCUAAAAUGGACAACAGAGCUUGAUAAGAAAUUAGAUAAGGUUGUUCGCGAGCUAGGAGACAAAGCUGGUCCUAAAAAUGUGCUGGAGAAGAUGUGUGUGCAGGAUUUGACUAUGGGAUGUCUCACCUACCGUCUAAAGAAAUACCGAUUCCAAAAACGACAAGCUUCGAAUGUUCAACCAGUUCCUUCAACGAACUUCAACGACGAACAACAUUCCAAUGUGUUGAAUUCAAGUAACUUCAAUGAAUCAUUUCAAGGAGCAGACAUACCUCAACCACCAGAAGUUCCUUUUGUAGCUUUACCAAGUUCAAAAGAUUCUUCUUUGAACGAGUGCGAUGAUUGGAUUAAUGAAUUUCUACAACUUGAUGAUUUUGAGCUGAAAUUAAGCUAG